Vigna unguiculata (cowpea) is the source of this 1686-nucleotide messenger RNA. RefSeq names its product cytochrome P450 71A9-like. The record is from RefSeq and is a predicted model, not a curated record. Gene Ontology annotation, molecular function: iron ion binding; heme binding; monooxygenase activity. Lineage: Eukaryota; Viridiplantae; Streptophyta; Magnoliopsida; Fabales; Fabaceae.
CAAUACCAAAAGCAAUGAUCUCUUUCGUGGUGUUUGGGUUCCUCACGGUCCUUUUCACCUUCUCAUUGCUCACACAGUGGAGAAAGGCUUCUGCAGAAAAGAGAAGGCUACCUCCAGGGCCAAAGAAACUACCCUUCAUUGGCAACCUCCACCAGCUUGGAACGUUGCCCCAUCGAUCCCUUCAACACCUUUCACGUAAGCAUGGACCUCUCAUGUUCUUGCAGCUGGGUUCGAUACCAACCUUGGUUGUCUCUUCUGCUGACAUGGCCAAAGAGAUCUUCAAAAACUAUGACUCAGUUUUCUCUGGGAAGCCUCUACUGCACGCCGCAAACCGCUUAGGAUACGGUUCAAGCGUGAGUUUUGCACCGUACGGUGAGUACUGGAGGGAGAUGAGGAAAAUCAUGGUCUCAGAGUUACUGAGUCCGAAGAGGGUUCAAUCGUUUGAAGCUGUGAGAUUUGACGAGGUCAAACGCAUGCUUCAGGCUGUUUCUCUGUCUCCUGGUCCUGUCGACCUGAGUGAACUCACUCUCUCGCUCACCAACAACGUUGUUUGUCGGGUUGCUCUCGGCAAAAGGGACAGGGGUACGGGUGAUGCAAAUAAGGUUUACAGAAUGCUUAAAGAAACACAGGAAAUGUUGGGAGGGUUCUUUGUGGAUGACUUCUUUCCACAGUUGGGGUGGCUGAACAAGUUCAGUGGCCUUGAAAGCAGACUAGAGAAGAAUUUCAGAGACAUGGAUCGGUUUUACGACGAAGUGAUCAAGGAGCAUGUUGAUAAGUCUCGUGAGAGCGCAGAAACAGAGCAUGAAGAUGUUGUGGAUGUGCUGCUUCAAGUUCAGAAGGAUCCGAGUCAACCCAUUGCCAUCAGUCACCACCAAAUUAAGGGUGUUCUAGUGGACAUCUUUGUAGCAGGAACUGAUACUGCUGCAGCAACAAUGAUAUGGAUAAUGUCUGAGUUGAUUAGGAACCCGAAAGCAAUGAAAAAAGCACAAGAAGAAGUAAGAGAAAUCAUGAAGGGAAAGGAAAUGGUACAAGAGAUUGACCUCCCAAACCUCUUGUACCUUAAGUUAGUUGUGAAGGAGGCACUGAGACUCCAUCCACCUGCGCCAUUGCUUGUGCCAAGAGAGACAACAGAGGCUUGCAUGAUCAGAGGGUUUCAAAUCCCUGCCAAAACGAGGGUGCUUGUGAAUGCAAAAUCAAUAGCAAUGGAUCCAACUUGUUGGGAGAAUCCAAAUGAGUUCUUACCAGAGAGGUUCUUGAACAGCUCCAUAGAUUAUAAAGGACAACACUUUGAGAUGUUGCCAUUUGGGGUAGGGCGAAGGAGUUGCCCUGGAGUGAACUUUGCCAUGCCUCUUGUUGAGUUAGUACUUGCAAAUCUUCUGCUUCGUUUUAACUGGGAACUGCCUCUUGGACUUGGAAUACAAGACUUGAACAUGGAAGAAGCAAUUGGCAUAACCAUGCACAAGAGAGACCAUCUUUGGCUGAGAGCCACCCCCUUUCACCAGUAGCGCUUUUCUUCUUUUUGUUUCAAAUUUCAGCUUUCAAAAUGGUUUCAUGUUCAUCUUAUAAUUUCAAUGUGUCUCUCUUGAUCAUACUGGUGUAAACAUAUGUGUGUUAAAACAGCUUCUGUCUAGUACAGAGAUUUAUGGUUAGUUGAGGCUGAAUUUGAUUUUCAUCGUUCUUAUGAUC